Molecule: messenger RNA, 1974 nt
Organism: Plodia interpunctella (Indianmeal moth)
Lineage: Eukaryota; Metazoa; Arthropoda; Insecta; Lepidoptera; Pyralidae
Exons: 2
Coding region: 84-539 (151 amino acids)
Molecular function (GO): zinc ion binding; nucleic acid binding
Source: RefSeq, a predicted model, not a curated record
AGUUUUGUAGAGUAGAGGUGCUUGCUCUAUGGUUGCUUGUGUAUAGCAAAAGUUCGUGUUUUCUUUUCUUUCCUUUAUUCAAUAUGACAUACAAACGUAAAAAAUAUCAUCAUGGAGAUACUCACUUAAAGAAAAGAUGGAGAGUGAGAAAUAGGAAGAAGGAUCUGGAUCAAAUAGAUUCCGAUUUAAAUGAAGAAAAUGCAAAGAAGUUAUUGAAUCAAGAAGUAGAUCUAGACCUACCCGGAGCUGCCCAGCAUUAUUGUCUUCACUGUGCUCGAUAUUUCAUUGAUGAACAUUCUCUGAAUGAGCAUUUUAAAACAAAAGUUCACAAACGGAGGUUGAAGGCACUCGAAUUGGAACCUUACAGUAUAGAAGAGUCGGAGAGGGCAGCUGGCCACGGGAACUUUAAGCUCCCGUCAAAGAGGAAGAUAGUUUCACAGAAUGCAGGCAAAGAGGACGUCACUGAUAAUGAUGGUGAUGUUGUUUUAGAUGAAGUAAGUCCAAACAAAAAGAAAAAAGUUGAUGAAAAUGCUACGUAAGACUUUACUUCAUUUUAUAGUAAAUAAACCAAGGGACUGCAAAGUGUUGUCAGUGAGAAAUUCAGCUCUGUUUAUAAAUGGUGCAAAAGCAUCAGAAAAUUUCGUUUAUGUGAUUCCAUAUAUUGAUUUCCCUGAACAGAUUAAGCACAAACAUAUUAUUGAAGAUAAUUUGCUGAAAAGAAAAUCCAAUAUUGACUUAAACAAAGUGGAAAACCUCUGGUCUAUGUAUGAAGAUCUGAAACAAAGGAAAUCAGAGUAUGACAAGAAGAAAGAGGAAAUAUCUAGAGAGUUAGGAAAGUUGAUUAAGAGUGACCCAGAAGGUCAGGAGGUCAAGCGACUUAAGAUAAAAGUUGAUCUACUCAAAGACAACAUUAGAAAGUUAAAAGGACCUUUGUGGUCUGCCGAGGAGGCUGCAAUACUUGAAGUAUUGAAGAUUCCCAACACAUUGCAUCCUCAAACAUCAGAUGUAAAUAAGAUAUUGCACACCCACCUGUCUCCACCAAGUGGCAUAAAGGACCAUUUAAAUAUUGGUGCAGAUCUUGGCAUUAUUGAAUUUAAGAAAAAUGAGAAUUAUUAUUUGAAAGGUGAUGGAGCUAUAUUUGAACUUGGAGCAAUGUUCUAUUUUAACGAAGAGUUGAGAAGAAAUAAGUUUCAUCAAUUUUCGAAUCCUGAUUUUGUAAAAAGUGUCAUAGUUGAAGGAUGCGGGCUGGACCAUUCCAAUCCUGACUCCACAUUUAUUCUACACCACAAUGAGAACACUAAAGUGAACCCUGAUAGCCGAUUACAUUUGACAGGUGGUGGACACUUAUGUUCAUUUUUGGCAUAUUAUGCUAAAAAUAUUUUGUACAGCAAAGCUUUGCCUUUGAGGUAUUUUUCAAUGGGAAGACGAUAUCAACCAUCCCCCAUUAAAGAAGAUAGCUUGUUUCAUGUCAGUCAAUCUUCGGUAGUACAGGUGUUUGGUGCAGGGAAAAAUGCUGAAGAAACUGAUAUGAUUUUACAAGAAUUAAUUGAUAUAUUAAAAUCGGUUUAUAGCCAAUUGGGAUAUCACUUCAGAAUAAAUCUUGUAUCUGCAGAUAAAUUGUUCAUGUGGGAAUCGUUGCGAGUAGCUGUAGAGAUGUAUUCAACAUCGCUUAACAAAUAUGUUGAAGUUGCUAAUAUAUCGGUCAGUGGCGACUUUAUAAGCAAAAGACUAAUGUUCACAUAUGUGGAGAAUAAACAGGGUCACUUUCCUCACAUUAUUUCAGGUACAGUGUUAAAUGUACCAAAGUUUUUAGCGUGCAUUUUGGAACAGGAUGCAAACUUUGUUUUACCAGAGCAGUUUAGAGUUGAAAAUUGGAUUUGUAAUUAAAACAAUUCAAAGCAAUUGUUACUCUUCAUUUAUUUAGAUUAUGUAACAAGACUAGACAUUGAAUAAACAACAUUGUUAUAUAAAAAA